Messenger RNA from Megalops cyprinoides (Indo-Pacific tarpon), 2058 nucleotides. It is a transcript of the gene zbtb7b, whose product is annotated as zinc finger and BTB domain containing 7B. Lineage: Eukaryota; Metazoa; Chordata; Actinopteri; Elopiformes; Megalopidae. The transcript is spliced from 4 exons. The coding region runs from base 464 to 2050 and encodes 528 amino acids. Gene Ontology annotation, biological process: regulation of transcription by RNA polymerase II; positive regulation of gene expression. The record is from RefSeq and is a predicted model, not a curated record. Gene Ontology annotation, molecular function: RNA polymerase II cis-regulatory region sequence-specific DNA binding; DNA-binding transcription factor activity, RNA polymerase II-specific; protein binding.
GUUGGAGUGGGCCAGAGAAGGAGGGAGGGGGGAGUUACAGUGAGCGAGCUGGCGGUCUAUGGAGAUUCGAAAGAGGGACCAAGACACGGCGACCGUGAUAGACACAGACAGACAAACACAGAUCCCCCGAUAAGACCCGCGUAAAACGACGCAACAGUGUGUGUGUGAGUGAAAGAGAGACAGAGAAAGAGACACUGGACAGAGACGGGAGAGAGGUAUCUUCGGGGGAGUGACAAGAGGGGGCAGGCGGGGUGGUACACUAGAGUCUGAUUCCAGGAAGUAUAAGCCGGUCAGGUGGGACAAGACAAGACAACACAGGUGAACCGCUCUGACAAACCGGCGCACAGCUCGUGAAGACAGAAGGCCACCUGUCUGUUCAGUGACAGAGAAGGGGGGGAAGAAAAAGAGGGGAAGGAGGCAGGGAGUCAUCUGCUUUUGAGUUUAUGGACUGGAGCAGGUGGCGAUGUCUCCAGGAGAGGACGGUCUGAUCGGGAUCCCCUUCCCGGAGCACAGCAGCGAGCUCCUGUCCUGCCUAAAUGCCCAGCGGCGGGCAGGGCUGCUGUGUGACCUCACGCUGACCUCCCGGGGGGCUCGCUACCCCACACACCGCUCCGUCAUGGCGGCCGUCAGCCUCUAUUUCCGCAAGCUGUUUGGGGCGGAAGAGGGGGAGGCGGCGGACUUCGGGGUGGGAGGGGGCUGCAGCGUCUGCCAGCUGGACUGCGUGGCGCCCGACGCGCUGGACGCCCUGCUGGAGUUCGCCUACACCGCCACCCUCACCAUCCGCAGCUCCGGCAUGAGGGAGGUGCUGAAGGCCGCCCAGCUGCUGGGCAUUCAGUGCGUGGCUGACGCCUGCCGGGACAUCCUGGGGGAGAGAGAUGAGGAGGAGGAGAGGGACCACGCCGAAGAGGCGGAGAGAGUGUCCCGCCGCAAGAAAGACAGGCGGCACGUCUCGAAAUCCGGAUCGCCGCACCCCCACUCCCACCCCCACUCUCCGUCCCCCUCCUCCCCUCCUCUGGACUAUCGGCAGCCCCUCGCUACCACGUCCUCCAGCCCUGAGUACGAGGAGCAUUCUCCCGCGGCGGGGCAGAACGGCGACCAGCAGGGUGGCAGCAGGGUGACGGGGGCGACGGUGAACGGGGGCGGUAUGCACUGGGCUCCGGGGGAGACCCUCUCAGCCCCGACCCCUGAAGAUGGGCUGUCGGAGGAGGAGGACAGAGGAGAGUAUAGGGACGGGGGCUCCGCCGUCCCUCCUGUGCCACCUGAGAGAGGGGGAGCAGCAGGAGGGGGCAGGAAGAGGAAAUCGCAGACACCUCAGCAAUGUCCUGUCUGUCAGAAGAUCAUCCACGGAGCGGGCAAGCUCCCCAGACACAUGAGGACCCACACAGGAGAGAAGCCCUUUCAGUGCUCCGCCUGUGGGGUCCGCUUCACUCGGAACGAUAAACUGAAGAUCCACAUGCGUAAGCACACCGGCGAGCGGCCCUACCCAUGCCCGGAUUGCCCCGCCCGCUUCCUGCAUUCCUACGACCUGAAGAACCACCGGUCCCUGCACAGCGGGGCGCGGCCCUUCGAGUGCCCGCUCUGCCACAAGGCCUUCGCCCGGGAGGACCACCUGCAGCGCCACCGCAAGGGCCACAGCUGCCUGGAGCUCCGCACCCGGCGCCCACGCAGGGGCCCGGGCCCGGGCCCGGGGCCGGGGGAGGGCGGGGGCUCGGGGCCGCACAGGGUACCCCCCUCGCUCCUGGAUCCCCUCCCUCUGGCGCACACCUCUGCUUUCCCUCACUCGCCCCCUCAGGCCAAUUCCUCCGGCCCACCGCUGCUGUACCCCCCCGACCCCGACAGCGUCUCUAUCCCGUACCACGCCCUGCCGCUCCUGGCCCCCCACAGGCUGGCCUACGCCAGCCACCUGUGGAGAGGAAUGGGGCUGCCUGGGGGGACAGCAGGGGAGACCGGGGGCCCUCCCUCCCCGCUGGGCUCCCCACCAACACAAGCAAGAUGGGAGGAGGCAGAGGAUGGAGAGGAGGAGGAGGAAGAGGAAGAGGAGGAGGAGUAGUAAGGUAA